Molecule: messenger RNA, 1229 nt
Organism: Trametes versicolor FP-101664 SS1
Lineage: Eukaryota; Fungi; Basidiomycota; Agaricomycetes; Polyporales; Polyporaceae
Product: NAD-P-binding protein
Exons: 7
Coding region: 138-1229 (363 amino acids)
Source: RefSeq, a predicted model, not a curated record
UCAGGCUUUGCAGGACGUACAGCUUGCGAUGUGGAGUGUGCAGAUUUGUAUAAAAGUGGGAGGCUGCAGAUGCACGUAAACGCAUCCCAGUGUCAGAACCUGCGAAGGAGAAGCACCAGCCAUCACCAACCCACGCUAUGCCUUCCAACGAAGUGACCAUCUUCCUCACCGGAGCCACAGGGUAUAUCGGUGGCUCCAUUCUACAGCGGCUGCUCGCCCACCCAAAUGGGAAGAACUUUGAGAUCACAACCCUGGUUCGCAGUACGGAUAAGGCGAAGCGUCUCGAAAGCGAAUUUGGCGUCAAGGCGAUCAUAGGUUCCCUCCAAGACCUCGAUAAGCUCGCCACCCUUUCCGAGAACGCGCAUGUUACCAUCCAAGCAGCAGAUUGCGACGAUGUAAAUGCUAUCACUGCUGUCCUGAGCGGCCUGAAGGCGCGGCACGAGAAGACUGGGGACGUACCAAUUCUAAUCCAUACUUCCGGCACAGGCGAGCUCAUGGAUGAUGCGAGAGGAGCAUUCAAAUCAGAGAAGGUCUGGUCCGACCUCAACAUUGCCGAUAUUGAGGCACUCCCUCCUACGGCUAUCCAUCGCCCGGUCGACGUCCUCGUUGUUGCUGCAGACGUUGCCGGGUACGCGCGCACCCACAUCAUCCUGCCUUCGGCCAUAUACGGCGUCGCCACCGGCCCCCUGUUCGACGCGGGUAUUUCGAACCCGCACACCAUGAUCUUCCCGAUCUACGUGCGGUCCGCGCUGCACCACGGGCACCUCGCCAUCCUCAACGACGGCGCGUCGCACUGGGCCAGCGUGCACAUCGAUGACGUCACGGACAUAUACGUCCGAAUCCUCGACGGGGACCUGAGCAACCCGGAGAAGGUGUCCCACGGGCGGGAAGGAUACUUCUUCGGCGCGAACGACGAGUUCAGCGCACGCGAGGGGAUCGUGCCCGUCGCGGGUUCCCUAUUCGCCCACGGGCGCAUCUCCUCCCCGGAGCUCGUGAAGUACUCGUUCGAGGACAUCAGCAAGUACUUUGGUAGCGCGCUGCCUUCGUUUGGUCCCAACGGCGGGCAGUUCAUCGCGCGUGCACUCUUCGGAAACAGCCGCUGCACGGCGGACCGCGCGCGUCGUGAGCUCGGGUGGGCGCCGACCCAUACGACCAAGGACCUGCUCGCGGGUCUGAGCUCCGAGGUGGAGAUCAUCGCCAAGAAGAUAGAGGCGGAGAAGAGCGCCUGA